GCUUCAACAGAUUAUAUUACCAAGUUUCACUCUGAUCAGAUGGCAUGUCCUUUCGGAAGAAGAAUAUUCACAUCCAAACGGGGUAGCCAAUGCUGGAUCAUCAGGAGAGUUGCCACUGUAGUUAACACACUCUCCUGCCUGUGGAUCGCCUGGAGUCUGACGGCUCGCACCACAUACAUACGCAUUAGGCACCUCAAUUAUCAUGUGAUUUUUGCCCGUGGCCUGCUCCAUGUUGCAUGUGGCUAUUGCUCUUUAGCUUGCCGCAAGCACACCGAACUUUCCCUCCCAAAAAUGUGUACUGCAAGCGAAAGAAAAAAGACGCCAGGAAAAAGGAAAAACGAGAAGAAGAAAUCGGAGAACAGCAUCGUGAAAAAUCAUAACUUACCCCAGGCUCAUGCAUAUGCCCCAUGCACCGCAUGUGUGGGUGUGGGUGUUUGGGUGUCCAUAUUUGGCAGUAGUUCAGCAGUCAGUUACUGCUACUGCAACUGCUCCGGCUCUGCUCCUGCUCCUGCUCCAGCUCCAGCCAGUGCUGCCACAGCAAACCUCAGGGCCACACAAUGCCAGCGAUCCCUGGCUGGAUGUUCGCGUGUGUGUGUGUGUGUUAGCAUUCAUGGCUACGAAUGGUUGUGUGUGUGUGCCACUUUGUAUACCCUUUGCAUGCAAAGGAGUCAUAUCCACUAUAUGUAUCGAAGAUCCAGCCACUAGAGCGCUAAGGAUUAAUGCAUAUUAAUUACAUUCCGUGAGAAUCAGCUGUAGCUAAACUAUGCAGCUUUCCUGGAGACCCCAUUCGAGGAAUGGAAGCAAUGUCACAACCCGUUUGCGGCAAAGACUGUUGAG
Drosophila pseudoobscura is the source of this 837-nucleotide messenger RNA. RefSeq lists its product as uncharacterized. The transcript is spliced from 3 exons. Lineage: Eukaryota; Metazoa; Arthropoda; Insecta; Diptera; Drosophilidae. The coding region runs from base 40 to 705 and encodes 221 amino acids. The record is from RefSeq and is a predicted model, not a curated record.